UUUCAUCAUUUAGACUCAUUGUCAGUGGUUUUAGUAAAUAUAAUGACAUGAAUCUGUAGUAUUGGGAUUAUAAAAUAACGGGAAGCAAUAUGUGUGAAAGACACCUGUAGCAGUGGCGAAUGGCAAGUCGUGGUGGGAUUUAUUCUGAUAAGAGAAAGAAGGAGGUGAUACCACAAUAUUUUGUGAAAGAAGCUCGACAUCAUCCAGACGGUUUCACAGUUUAUAAAGUCAUUCGUAGGGUGCCUGAUCCUACUUCGUUCGACUGUUUUAAAGAGAGUUUUGUUUGGAAACGAUACAGUGACUUCAAAGAUCUAUAUAAAUGUCUCGUUUUAUUGCACAAAAAACUUUUUCUUAAUGGAAAACCACCAGAGUUUGCAAAACCGAAGUUGUUUGGUCGCUUUGAAGAGAGUGUUGUCCGAGAAAGACAGAAAAGUGCAGAGGAUGUGUUGAAUUUUGCAACCCAGCAUCCACCUUUAUGCAGAUCAGUUGCUUUUAAAGAGUUUUUUCAGUACCUUCAGCCCAUCGACUCAACUUCUGAAAUUCGUUAUCUCAAACAAUCUCCAUUGAAACCAAGUAAAGAAAAGAAAGAAUUGGAUGACAGUGACAAUUUGCUGCAGUCAGAUCAGACAACAAAAUCACAAUUGUCUCAUAGAGAUUUGGAAUUAUUUGAUCCAUUUCUUACAACCAAAGAGUUUAUUGAAUGUACUUCAACUGAUCAAGACCAGAAUUGGAUAGAACAAAUAAAGAAGGCUUUCCCAUCAUCAAGUAAUACAAAUCCUGACUCACCUGAUCUUUCAUACAAACGUAGGGAGUUGGAUCCAGAAGAAUUACUUGAAGCUCUUAAAGUUUCUGUUUCUCAGGGUGAAUUGGAAAAUUAUCAUCACCAAAGCCAAAAUACUCACGAUAAAAAGUUGACUUGUAAUGAUCAACUUGGACCGCAUUCAUCAUCAAUGCAACCAAAGAUGGAUUUGGAAGGUUUAUAUCCAAAUACGAAUUCUCGUGAACAGCACAGGAAGUCAUCGAAAGCAAGUGCGUAUUUAGAAGCUGUCAUUAGAAGAAACAGACUUGCGUCAGAGUCUGAAAGCGGUAUUGCUCAGAGCACUGGAAAUCAGAAUGUUACAGAAAACAGAAACAGUAGCUCUGCUUUAAACCAACCAGCUAGAAAUGGACUUACCGGUAGUCCUAUUGAUAAAUCAGCCUUUGGAUUACCAACAAGAAAUAGUUUGCUCGAUCUUCCAAAAAUGUUUAAAGAAGAAGGCAGUGAUGAUGAAAGCAGAGGAGCUUAUCUUCAACAAGCCGCUCAACAAAUCUCAUUUGCUCGUGCUGCUGAGGUUAAAUUGAAUUACGAAGAAUCAUUCGGACAUUAUAAAGCUGCAAUUAAUACAUUGUUACAAGGAGUACAAGGUGAUACCAAUGAAUCUCGAAUUCAAGCUGUUCGUAGAAAAACUGCAAGUUAUCUCAAACGUGCUGAAGAUAUACAUUCAAACUAUCUUAAAACAACCAUUGAUACUAAUGAUCUAUGGAAGCCUGAUGCGACUGAUCCAAACUCAUCAUCACCUCGUCCUGGUAUCAUAUAUCCCAUCGAUGUACAAAGAAGGAGAAGAGAUACGUCAUCACCUGUACCGUCCAUACCUAGUCCGAGACAUAAUUCAAAAGAUUUGUCAUGUUAUAAAGUUCUAGGAACUGUUGGGAAAGUAUUGCUUGUGUUGGAUACAAGAAACAAUGAAUCUUAUGCUAUGAAAAUUCUUACAAAAUCUUGUCAAAAUCGAUUACGAAAAGGCGUGAUUCCAACAAAUGUACCAUUCAUGGUCAGAUUGCAUCGAUAUUACAGCACAGAACAUGCGGUUUGCUUGGUGAUAGAGCAUGCUUCAGGUGGUCGACUUUGGGAUCAACUUGCCCCUUAUUUUGAACUUGCAAGAACGAAGAAUGGAAUACCAAAAGCAGAAAAUACGCAAACAAAAGUUGAACAACUAAAGGAUUUUAAAAGGGAACUUUCAUCCACACCUAAAAAGGUUGGCAGUUACAAAGAUUCAGAACCUAAAUCUUUCAUCAAAAAGCAAAUUGACAAUCAGGUUUCAGACAAAGGUGAAAGCGAGGAAGAACAAUGCUCAUCAUCGUUCCUAGAUUUAUUUAUGGAAUAUCAAACCGAGGAUCCCAGUAAAAUAACGGUUUCUCAACAGAAUAUGGAGGAAAAAAGAAAACAGGAAAAUGAAAUUACUAAUGAAUCUCAUCCAAGCAGUAUAUCAGAUGCUAUUGAAUCCCCUGAUGCUGAUUCAUUUGCAGACAGACUACCCCUCUCGACUCAGAGCACUAGUUCAUCUGAGCCAAUACCUGUUCAAAGAACGUGGUCGUAUUUAAGUUGGGACGAGGGCUCAACUGCACCCCCUAACGAUGAAAAUGAACCACCAGCAGUGUUUGAAAACUCGUCGCAAGAAAAUUUUGGAGAAACAGAAUUACGAUUCGAUAGAGGAACGAAUUUUAAGAAGAUUUCUUCUCAAGGAGAUAUAAAACUAUUCACAAUAGAUCAGGAUGAAUAUGACGGUAUUGAAGCACCUGAUGUUCUGGAAGAUGAUAUCUAUGAUUCACGUUCUAACGACGGAUCUGAUUCUGCAGAAGAAUUGGAUGACAAAAAUAAUUUUCUUCAUGAGUUAUUGAGUGAACAAGAUUUGUCAGCUGUGUCUUUGCUUGGUGACAAAACGCUUCCCUCAAAUCUCAGUGACGACCAGGAUACUGAAGCUAGACGUUCGAGCUUAACAUUAUCCAGAGUGUUGGAUAUUUCAAAAAAUUCACCAUGUCUUUCUAUGAACAGUAGUUUCGAAGAAGACAGAAGAAAAAGCGAAGAAGAAAAAGAUUCGCGAAACCAAGGCCCUGUUUUAACUAGAGUUGUAGAUGAAAAUGGUGUAUCUUCGAUAGAUGCUAAAACUUUGUUCCGGACGCAUUCUCGAACGAGAUCCACAGCGUCAGCGAAUGAAAGUAAAUUAGUAGAAAAUAAGGAAGAUAAUAAACAAGGUGUUGUUUUGGAAGAGGAUGAACGUGAUAUAAUUGAUGAUGAUGAUGAUAUCAAUAAAAUACAUUCAAUAUUUGUAGAGAUGGAUAUAGCAAAGAAACAAAGCAUGUCAUACAGGAUCCCAGAAUCAACAGUCUGCAGGUGGAGUGCGGAAAUAAUAAUUGCUGUUGGUACAUUGCAUUCUAUUGCUAUUUUAUGUCGAGAUUUAAAUCCCAACAAUAUAUUGCUCACUGCUGAUGGUCGCAUCAGACUCUCGUAUUUUGGAAAAUGGAGACAAGUAGAACGAAAACCAUGUGAUAAACUCGCUGUCAAACAAAUGUAUGUAGCUCCUGAAAUGAGUAGAGUGGGAGAGAGAAAAACAGAAGCCUGUGAUUGGUGGAGUGUUGGUGCAAUUAUAUAUGAACUUUUAACUGGAACUCCUUUGUAUAUUGCUCAUCCGUCUGGAAUCAACAGUCAUACAGUACUGUCAUUACCUGAUCAUUUAUCACCAGAAGCAAAAUCAUUACUGAAUGGAUUGCUUGAAUAUUAUCCAACUCAAAGACUUGGUUAUGGUAUAAAGGGACUUGAUGAUCUCAUGGAUCACCCAUUUUUUAAAGACAUAGAAUGGGAUUUUUUAAUUGAAGAUUUUACUUCUGGUAGUUGACAUGAAUGUAAUUUUUAAAUCAUUCAAUUUUUGUUUUAUGCUCAAUACUUAUGGUUUCAUGCUUACUAAUUAAUAUUUUAGCUGACAAAACCGAUAUUACCAUAAUGUUGGUGGUUUUCAUAUUACUGUAUUUUACAGGCCAUACCGAUAUCGACCAUAAAUUGCUUGGAUUGGGUUUUUAUUUAUACAUAAGGUGAAUCGAACUAUAAGGUGUGACGGUUUUUAAAGCAAUACUGUACAACCAUACAGCUUUUGAGUGUAGGCCAGUGGUUCUCAAUCUUUUUUACUGUCAGAGCCAAAUUUCAAACCGUAAAGUUGUAAGGAGCCGCAUAAAAACAAAUUAAAAUAGCUAGCAACAAAACAAAACUCAAGUCUGUAUUUUAAAAUAACAACAUCAACAAAACUCAAGGUAAAAACCAAUUUAAUGCUAAACGUAACAUCGGCUUUUAAUUUUGAACUCUGAAAAAGCGAGGUGCAAUCGUGAUGGAUGCAUUCUCUAGCAAUAUAUAUAUAAAACAAAACCUAGCUUCAUAUUUUCAUAAUUCUAUAUAUUUCAAUUUGAAAAUACUUCUCUUUUCAAUCAAAUUGAAACGCCUGAUUAUUUUUAUAAAAAGUGCGAGAUUUUUUGACCAUUUGGCUGACAUUUUGUCUUGACAAACAAACAGAUGAAUAAUUUGUUCAAAAAUACCUGAAACGUAGGCUAAACCUAGUGUGGAAAAACACUAUGACAUCAUAAUGAAAAUUUGCACUCAAAUCGGGAACAGCUACAAUGACAUCAAUUCAACUACCGCACUUCAGUCUUCCAAUUUCAAGUCAUUGAUUAAUUUUCACUGAAAAUUAUUCAUUUUUUAAAGAUAUUGAGGGCCGCAGGAAGAAUAGUUGAGAACCAUUGGUGUAGGCAAUAAAUAGGCAAAUCCAUACAUCAGGCGUAUUGGCUUAUAAGGCGCAGAAUCGAUUUUCGAAAAAAAAAGGUUUGCAAGUGCGCAUAAUGAUCUGUAAAAUACCGUACAAAACAUUCAUUUACUUCUUCCUUAAAGGCAAACAUUCAAAUCUUUUAUUAAUAAUCUGAUUCAUUCUUAAUAAUUUGUCUUAGUCAUCAGGUACACACGUUUGUUUACCAAGUGAGGCUUAUGGAGGGAGUAUCAUCUAGAUUUAUUCAAACACCAUAUAUUUUUAAGGAUGACUGGUUCUGUAGGAUUUUGAUAAAACUUGUUAUAAGCCUGUUAUUGGUAGAACCUAUUGUACUUGAUGCACUUCUUUAUUUUAUCAUUUCUUGUUAUUGAACUAUUUAUUGCAUUUGUAUCCAAGGGUAUCACUGGUAUAGGGUAUGGAGUAUCCCCAUCAGAAAAUGUUUCUACAGGGAUAUUGCAUAUGCCUUCAAUCUACAUGUAGAAAUAGGUAGGUAAUACAAGUAAGAAAAGUAAAUUUGAAUAGCUAAUCUCGACAAAUUAAUGUGUUUAUUGAAUGGAGACUUCGUAUACAAAAAUGACCAAUUGUAGACAUUAAUUUUUUUUACCUUUAUCUUCCAUGCUAGUGCUAUGCUUAAUAACAACAUUUUUGCUGAAUAUAAACUAUAUUCAAAUUUUUCAAUUAUUGUUGAAACCGAUUUUAAAAAAAUGAAUACGUACAUGUUAUGGAUGAUCAAAUCUAUGUUAUAUUGUAACUUAUAGCAAAUAAUUUCAAUAGCAAGGUUAUUUUUAUGGGAUUCAGAUAUAUACUUUUAAAUUACAACAAUUAAUUUGCCCUAAUAAUUGCGUGUUUUUGACUUUAGUAAUGUGCGAACAAAAUCAUAUUUGUUAGAAAUGGGUUAAUCAUUGUCUAACAGCAGUGCAAAUGUGUACGGACGAUUUCAGGCAAUGCUUCAUAGCUUACUGCUAGAAAUAGUUCGUGAAAAUUUUCGUGUUUCAAAAGGGUUUAACAAAUUUUGUAUCUUUUCUGUUACCAUAGGCAUGUGCUAUCGAAGAAUUUUAAUCCUUGGCUUGAAUCGUGAACUACAUCAAUUUUUACUCUAAUAAAUUCUAUUGUCUAAGCUUAA
Messenger RNA from Styela clava, 5685 nucleotides. The record is from RefSeq and is a predicted model, not a curated record. NCBI's taxonomy places the organism in Eukaryota, Metazoa, Chordata, Ascidiacea, Stolidobranchia, Styelidae.